UUUUUUUUUUUUUUUAUUAUAAAAAUAUACAAUGUUGGCUGAUAUCGAUUUUCAGUUUUGCCCCAAAAAUCUUAAUAUUAAUUGAAUUUGUCGGACUAGCUCUUAGGUCGAUCAAAUUUUUUUUUCACAAAGUUAAAAUUUCACUAAAGACCAAACGUUUUCGAAAGGAUUUGAAUUCGGUAUUCAAAUGAAAACAUCUGGAAUGAACGCAUUGUUGUUUAGAGAAAGAGAUACAUAGUAUGGAAUCGAUGUUUCUUUAGUACUAUGAUUGGUCGCUCACAUAAAAAUAAUGUUAACAUAAUGACGUUAGUCAUUCAAUCAAUCACUCGAUUAAUCAAUCCAUUCUCCUUUUUCUCUAUUUCUCUCCCUCUCUUUCUCUCCCCCUUCUCCUCCCUCCCUCCCUCUCUCUCUCUCUCUCUGAAUAAUAGCGCGCAUUCCAAAGUAAUCCAGGCGUUUUCAUUUCAAUGGCACUUGGUGACUGUGAUGGCCAAUCCAGUAUUUCAAUAUUAUUUUCACUCAUUUGGCAUUUAUGGCAAAUUAUAUAUUAUUGUUGCGAAGAUCAAAUGACAACUAAAGCUUUAUCAACAAAAUGUCUUAGUUACUAUCCAACCUUGGAAAAUACGUGCGUUACACACGAGACAGAGAUGGAUGAACAAGAAACAAUGUCUGAUAAAGCUUCAAUGCUUCAAUGCGCUGCAAAGAAUUUGGAAUGUGUAUCAAAAAUGAUCGAUAAAAGAAUAUCAAUGAGUGCUAGUCCAUCAUGCAAAAAUUGUGACGAAGAACAAAGCGACGAUUCAAACUGUACUUCUACAAUUAUCAACAAAAGUGGAAUUUCUAUGAAGGAUUACAAUUCUGAUGUAUUGUCGCAAAAGAAGGAAUUAAGUGAUUCGUUAAUAGAAGGUGUAAAACCGCUAUCAUCAAAUGAUAUUUCGAAUAAACGUGCCUCAAUUGAUGACAUUCUUCUUUCUUCAUCUAAAAAAGAUUUUCAGACAUUAUUGGAAGAGAAAUUGAAGAAAGAAUCAGAAAUUACACUAAACACUAAUACAAAGAUUAAGCCAAAGAAGCCAUUUUUGAAGAAAGGUCAAGGACUGUUGAGAUUUAAAAUGUCUACAAAUCCGUAUCCAACUACGAAAAGACAUAACAUACAUUUACCUUCUAAUACAUCACGUAUUAAUAAAAGUGUUAAAAGCAAGAAAUCUGUCGCAUAUAAACAUGUAUCUUCGAAAAGUCUGGAUAAAGUUCCUGUUACAAAUGAAAAGCAGCAGAUAAAUUUGAAAACUGUUCCAUCACCAAAAAAGAUCUCUAGUAAAUCUACUACUUCUACUAAUCGAACAUGUAAAGUUACUUCCGAUCAAUUGAAAUGUCCAUUAGAAAUGAACAUAUCAGAUUGUGAUUCAAAAGCAGAGAAAGAAUUGGAGGAGGUAAGAAUAUUUGAACUCUUGGAAGAAAAAGCAGAAAAUUCUAGUUUCUGCUCGACAUCGAGUACAGUACUUGCAUUUUUGCAACAAUCUACGCCAUUUAAAGUAAAGGACAAAUUAAAUCAAAUAAUAAGGAGAGAUAACAUCUCGCCAAGUAAGAAACAUCAAAAUGUUGAACAAACGAGUGAUAUGAUAGAACAGGAGUCAACGGUUGCACACCCUAAAAACUUAAAGUCAAGUGUACAAUACCAAGUUGAACAAUUUGAGCCUUGUAAACAUUCUCAUGCCACCAUCGAUUCCUAUUACACUAUUGAUAAUACGCCAAAAAAGAUACAGAAUCAUUUUAUACCUACUAAUCGAGUAUUGCGAAAGAACGAGGUAUACAAAAACCAUCCAGAGAAUCAUGAUACUAGAGUCACAUUGUCGGAUAGUGAUGAGGAAAGAGAUAUUUCUAUGGGAGAUAAUUUAAUGCAUGAUAGCGAAACAGAUGCCAAUCAUCAUGUUAGAUUCUCAGAAUAUAAUGAAUAUAGAACCAUAGAUUCAAGUGACAUGUCUGACACAAUGAGUAAUUCUUUGAAAGAUUAUCUCGAGCAACAGAAUUGGAAUUCCGUCGAUACAUUGGAAUUAUCUGACGUCAAAAAGAAAUUGCCGCAUUAUGAGGAGCAAAUUCUCGAUUCUCUAAAAAUUGUCAGCGAUGAAAGAGCAAUUGAUAUUAUGAAACAAUUGCCUUUGCAACGGGAUGUAACGAGACAUAAGGACUUAUACACUCAUGUAAUGGAAACUAUUUGUGUUUCCAAAGAAAAGAAAAAUCCUAUCUCACUUUAUAAAAACGAAUUACCCGACAAAGAAAAAUACUACGAUAACGAAUGCAUUCCGAUAAUUGAAAAAAUUGUCCAAAUAUCUGACGAAGAACAAUCCGUCCUGUCAUCAUCAUUGUCGUUAUCGUCAUUAUCAGACACACUAGAGGUAGAGGCAUGCGAUAAAAAAGAAUACGUAUUGAAAAGUGAGCCAAAAAAAUUGACAGAAGAGAUAACAAAAGUAUACUCGAAUGUGGGAAAGAAAGAGGACCAUUAUCCAUCUGAGGAACGGUCGAAUCAAACAUUCGAGACUGAGCUUUUGAAGAGUCGUUUAUUAGAGCUUGAGAAAGAAAUAAACAUAUUUCGAAAGGAAAGCUCAGCCUUGCUACUUCAGCGCCGAAAGUUACAAGAGGACGAGACAAUUCUGCAUAAGCAGUACGCAGAGAAGGAGAAAAAUUUCGAAGAAACUAAAAGGAGAGUGCAAAACCAAUUGGAGGAGGAGAAGAAGGUAGUGGCGCGUGAAAAGAUAGCGAUGGAGAAUAGAAUUCGCGAUGCUCAGGAAAAAGCAAGGCAAAGCAAACUGGAAAGACAAAAGGUGCAGAAUCUACAAGAACAGUUGGAACAACUGAGAGAUGAAUUAAAUAUCAAAGAGAGCAGGUGGAAUGCUGCUGAAUCGAGAUAUAAAAGCGAGCUUCGUGUAUUACGAGUAGAAAUUUCAAAGUUAAAACAGGAAAUAUCGAAUCUACAGAAUACUAAGAAAAUAAAUAUUAGAAAUGUUAGGAAAAGCACAGGACAAGUAAUUACGAAAGCUAUCAAUCAAAUUAACAAACGUGUCAUCGUGGCUCCAUCCAAAGAGAUGUCGACGAAGGUAUGUCAAGAUUUGUUAGAUACUUCCAUCUAUGACAAUGAAGAUGAGAAUGAUGAAAAUAAAAAUGAGUUAGUUAUGGAACCAAUUAAUGUGAACGAUGACUUUGAUCACAUAGAAGAUGAUGCAUUUGUAAACAAAAUAAAAUACAAACAAGUUGAGGUCGACAUGCAGGCUAAGUGCAAUCAAAAAUUCUUGGAAGAAAAUGUAGAGAAGAAGCGGCAUUUAUAUGAAAAUUUAUUGAAAGAUGCAACGUCGGAUUUGAUGAAAAAUCAAAAUCCAUCUUAUAUGAAGCGAGACAUAUCGAGCGAUUCUCAGCCGCCAGUUACGCAUGUACAGAAUUUAAAUGCAAAAAGUAGCGAAGAGCAACCUCAUUUCAGUUCUACAAACAAAGAUCUCGGGCGUACAAUGGGUUGUGUUGUGAACAAUAUGGAAUGUUGUACUAAUAGAUCGUGUAAAGCAAAUCAAGAUUUGCAUGAAAAUGACAUAAGAAUAGACAAAGAAAAAGAAAAACAUCGAAUGUUAUCGCCUGAAAAAAAAUCAAGUUCCACAUUGCAACCUUCCUCAAUUCAGAGUUCAAACAAUAAGACAAGUAUAGAUGCUGUAAAACAGAUUCAGUUUUCCGAUGGACGCAUAGAAUAUUGGUAUUCGAAUGGUAAUGUUAAAAAAAUCUUCCCCGAUCAGGAAGUUAUAAAAAUGAUUUACUACAAUGGCGAUGUUCGUGAAACCGACAAGAAUGGGAAAGUCAAAUAUUUUUAUGCCGCAACUCGAACGUGGCAUACAACGAUGUCUGAUGGCUUAGAGAUUUUAGAAUUUCCCGAUGGUCAGGUAGAAAAGCGUAUGUCCGAUGGCACAGUUGAAGUGUUGUUCCCAGAUGGAACCGUAGCGCAAACUUUUAUUAACGGUGAUAAGAUUUUGUCUUUACCAAAUGGUCAAAGAGAAAUUCAUACAAAAGCACACAAGAGACGAGAAUAUCCUGAUGGUACUGUAAAGCUAAUUUACGCGGAUGGUACCCAAGAAACACGUUACUCCAGUGGAAGAAAACGUUUGAAAGAUAAAGAUGGCAAUCUGUUGAUGGAUUCGUACGAUGUAUAAGUUUUUCCAUGAAGAACUGUUUUCAAUGAAAUUCAGUAUAAAUAAUUGAAACAAAAAAUAUAUUUAUAUAUUUAUAUGCAUGAAAUAUGAAACCAUAUAUGAUAUUAUAAUGAAUUUCAGUGAUUGGUACAUUGUAAAUGAUGAUUAAUAUUGUACAGUAAUUUCUUAAGAAUUCGAUAUUUAAUACUGAUUUUUUUCAUUAUAAUAAGUGAGUAAAAUAAGACUGAGAAUUCAACAUACUUAGUAUUUUAUUUAAUUUUGUCAAUCAAAAUAAUUUUUAUAUACUUACACACAUUUACAAUCAUUGCAUCAUCAAUUCUAGCCCUGAUGAUGCAAACCAUAAUGUUUGCAAAACGUUGACAUAACGCUGUUUUUGUACAUAAUAUCCAUUCGGAAACCUUAAUGAUAAAAUCACUAAUUACAAAUUAUCAAAUUAUUAAAAAUUAAAAAUAACCAAGAAAUUCAACAAAUUACAAUUUAAAAAACAGUAAUGGGAUAUAACCCAAGCUAGGUGUUUAAUACUUUUUAUUAUUGAUAUAUCUAAAUAAUAUAUAUCAUUUAUUUGUUGUUACGAAUAUUUGUUACACGCAAUUGAUUUCAUUGCAACUUUGUAACAUUUAAUUAUUAUUAUAUCGGAAUAAAAACUAUAUUUUGAUAUAUUUAAAAAUAUAAUUUACUUGUGUUAUUUACAAAUGUACAAAAGUUGAUUUUUGAAACUAGUACAUGUAUAAGUAUUUGUCAUUUUAAUUGUCAUUAAAAUUUUACUGAUUCUUUUUCCUCUAUUUUUAACUGUUUAUUAAAAUUGUAUAAGUAUGUAAAAAAUUGUAUUAAUAUGUAGAUAUGUAGUAGUACCUUUUUUUUAAUUCUCAAAAAUAGGCUACUUUUUUGUACUCUAGAUAAGAAUACUUUCAUAAAUAUAGAAUAAAAUAAAACAAUGUUUAAAUGUAUCAUACUUUUAUUAAGGCAACAGUGGAAUCAUUAAGCAAGUUUUCUUAUCGUAGAAAUUAAUCUUAUAUAAAUAUACAAAUGCGCGCGGUGUGUGUGUGUGUGUGUGUUUCAAUUUUCAAUUUGUUCAAUUAAAGCAAUAAAAUUUUUGCAACUAA
Molecule: messenger RNA, 5278 nt
Organism: Monomorium pharaonis (pharaoh ant)
Lineage: Eukaryota; Metazoa; Arthropoda; Insecta; Hymenoptera; Formicidae
Gene: Sas-4
Product: centromere protein J
Exons: 4
Coding region: 465-4175 (1236 amino acids)
Biological process (GO): cilium assembly; centriole elongation
Cellular component (GO): nucleus; centriole; centrosome
Molecular function (GO): tubulin binding
Source: RefSeq, a predicted model, not a curated record